GCAAUCCAAGAUGGAAGGGUUCCUGUGUAAAAUAGGCCUUUUGUGCACCGCGCUCAUCGGCUUCAAGAUAUUUCGCGCCCUGUUUGAUCUUUUGUACGAUUCGCUGAUAGCCAAGGCGUUCAAACUGGAGAAGGUCGACUGGCGAGAUCUAGGUCGAUGGGCCGUUGUCACUGGAAGCACAGACGGUAUAGGGAAAGCCUACUCCGAAGCCUUAGCCAAGAAGGGUUUCAACGUGGUCCUGAUCAGUCGCACCCAGAGCAAACUAGACGCAGUAGCCCAAGAAAUCACAGAGAAGUACAAGGUGGAAGUCAAGACCAUCGCUGCGGAUUUCACAAAGGACACCAUCUAUGGGGCCAUAGAGAAACAACUGGAUAGUCUAGAGAUCGGAGUUUUGGUCAACAACGUAGGGAUGAGCUACGAUUACCCGGAGUACUUCCUGGAGAUCACCAACCACAGCGUUUUCAUCCAAAAUUUAAUCAAUUGUAACGUACUAUCCGUGAUGAAGAUGUGCAAGAUGGUCAUGCCAGGCAUGGUGCAACGGAAGAAGGGAGUCGUGAUCAACCUAGCCUCAACAGCGGCUCUAAUACCCAACCCCAUGUUAUCGGUGUACUCGUCAACGAAAGCCGCGGUUGCCAAGUUCAGCUCGGACCUCGCCAGCGAAUACCAGAAGGACGGUCUCAUAGUACAGUGCGUGUGUCCAGGUUACGUGGCCACCAACAUGAGCAAGAUCAAGAAGUCCACCUGGAUGGCGCCCACCCCUAAGACCUUCGUGGACAGCGCCUUGGCUACGGUGGGUCUGACCGACGUCACCACCGGGUAUCUCCCGCACACCCUGAUGAACUACGUGAUCUGCACGAUGGACUGCUGCUCCAAGAGGUUGUCCAGGUGGGUGAUCACCAAUUCGUUGAAGGACAUCAAGAGGAGGGCUCUGAAGAAGGCCGCGAAGUCCAGUUGAGUCACUAUGGUAGUUGUUUGAGUGUUCCCCUAUUUAUUUUUCGUUGAAUAAACGUGUUUUAUGUU
Messenger RNA from Coccinella septempunctata (seven-spotted ladybird), 1020 nucleotides. RefSeq names its product very-long-chain 3-oxoacyl-CoA reductase-B-like. The transcript has a single exon. The coding region runs from base 11 to 955 and encodes 314 amino acids. NCBI's taxonomy places the organism in Eukaryota, Metazoa, Arthropoda, Insecta, Coleoptera, Coccinellidae. Gene Ontology annotation, molecular function: oxidoreductase activity. Gene Ontology annotation, cellular component: endoplasmic reticulum. The record is from RefSeq and is a predicted model, not a curated record.